UAGGUUUUUAACGAUGUUCAUCGAUAAUGUGGUAUUCAAUCUUACACAAUCUUCAAAUAAUUUUAGAUACACUGAAUCAAUUAAAAAAUUUGCCAUAUGCUUAUAUAUUUUCGGUGGUAAACAAUGCUAUGAGUUCGUUCGUUUAAAUAUGCCUGGUAGUAUACUGCAUUUGUCAACACUUGGUGAUUUAAUUAAUAAAUCGAAUAUGACUUUAACUGAAGCAGAAUUAAAAUUUGACUCACUUCAAAAGUUUCAAUCAGGUUUUGGAUUUUGUUCUGAAGGUACUACUAGUGUCAUUCCUAAAGUUGAAUACGAUUCGUCGACAAACUCAUUCAUUGGAUUUACAACACCAAUUGUUGAUGGUAUUUCAUUGACGAAACAUUAUCAAGCUGAUACAUUUGAUGAUUUUAAAAUCAUUUAUAGUACCAAUGAAACAGCAUCAUUAUUGAAUGUGCAUAUGUUCCAAAGUAUAUCAACAGAAGAUGAUCCAACAAAUUUUCUGAAACAAGUUUUACUCUCUGUUUAUGGUGUUGACAACAAAUUUACAGCUAUGGAUAUUUUACAACGAUGGAUGUAUAUUUUUGAACGUUGUUUAGAUAAAAAUGUUCGGAUUAUCGGAUUUUCUACAGGUAAAUUUUAUUUAUACAAUGUUCCUCUCAAAUGUAUCUUAAUUGUAAAUAGAUGCAGAUAACAAAUACAUAAGUGCCAUGCAUCUUGCCAGUAAUUUCUUCGCGUCGUUACCCAAUUUCAAAUUAGACAAGCAUCAACAUGCAUUUAAAAUAGAUAUACCGAAUGACUGAACUUGGUUUUUUCUUAGUAGAAAUCAACUCUUUUUGUUUUUUCAAGAUCCGGUACAUAUCGUUACCAAAUAGCGUAAUCGAUUGUUAUCAUCAACAGCGGAUUUAUAUAUUGGGAACGAUAAAAUUAGUAUGGCACAUAGAGAACAACUAAUCGAUAACAAUAGUUAUACAAAAUUAGAUCAUGGUUUGACGAAAAGUGAUAUUAAUCCUAAAGAUCGCACAAAAUAAUAAUUCAUGUAUUAAGUUAAUAUCAGACGAUGUAAUAAAUCUUCUU
Messenger RNA from Rotaria sp. Silwood1, 1074 nucleotides. The record is from the annotation of a GenBank genome assembly. Lineage: Eukaryota; Metazoa; Rotifera; Eurotatoria; Philodinida; Philodinidae.